Messenger RNA from Somion occarium, 1884 nucleotides. The record is from the annotation of a GenBank genome assembly. Lineage: Eukaryota; Fungi; Basidiomycota; Agaricomycetes; Polyporales; Cerrenaceae.
CAAGAUCACUCUGGCAGAAGCAAUGAUCGAGGUGGUGCCCGAUCCCCGGCAAAGCCCGAUCUGGAGACCACGUGUAGUUGACGGGAGUAAUCGUGCCGAGACGGCAAGGCGGGUCGGAGAUUGCGGGUCAACGGCAUUGACAACUGAACGGAUUGGUCACCAAGUUGGCGUAAACAGUCUUCUUGCCUCUUCCAAGCUUCGUCUCUGAACAUCCCUAGACUUCAUUUGUCUUUAUUAUCCAUUUGUCCCUAUCAGUUGUCGACAGAAUUUAUAUAUUGUGCCAUAUGCCAGGCAAUCAACGAGAAAGGAGCGUGUCUGGUGAACUCGAGGACUCAGACAUAGGAUCUCCUUUUGACAAUGGUCAGGACGGCAGCGACCAGAACGCUGCGUCAGGGAAGCCUGGCCGCAAGAAAAACCCCAACUCACAAGCAGCUAGACGGGACCAGAAUCGUAUAGCGCAACGGGAAUUUCGUCUGCGCAAGCAGCAACGAAUUCGUGACCUUGAAGCUAGUGUCGAAAUCUUAUCUGGAGGCAAGGAUGAAGCCCUCACACAGAUGCGCAAAAUCAUGAAAGACCUUAUGCAGGAGAAUCAGGUUCUCCGAGGUCUACUGCGUAAUCUCAGCGGUUUCAUUGGCGACGGAGCCGGCGGUGUGCUACCCAAAAUGGGCUGGGAUCUGAACGAUUUCAACAACUUUAUAAACCGUUCGGAGACGGACACAGCUUGGGAGAGCUAUCAGCGGCACAAAAGAGAUCAAUCGCAUGCGCAAGCAGCAGGUCCUUCGAAACGUUCUGCUGAAGACGAUGUCAAUGGCUCGCGUGCGAAACGACCUCGGCCUCCCGGUGCAGAUGAUGAACGCGAAGGGUAUUCUUUGCUUGUGCCUAUGAAUCCAGCCGUCCCUCCUGUUCCCGCUGGUGGCCUCUAUCCGCAGAAUGGUUCUUCUCAGGGCAGUCUUCUGAAUGAAUUGCUACGUGGUACAUCUGGGUCUCCUAUGUUUGUCCCUCCCACUUCGCCUGCGAACCCUUCUGGCCAAUAUCCUGCUCCAACGGCAACAAGCGUCAGCGCACAGGGCACAUAUACAUCGACAUAUAUACCACCGAUGAGUUCGCCUAUGAACAUCGUUGAAUCACCUGUGUCGUCUUUGCCUUUGGCUAUAAAUACUAACGCUUCUGUCUCAAACGGUGGUCCGACCUCGCCACAAGACAAGUCUGCGAAUGAAAUAGAAGUCAAUCCCAAAACCGAGGAAGCUAUGAAACUAAUUCAUUACCACCUCGAAAACUACAAACGUAAUAGUCAGUACUGCCUGCCCUCGUCGCUUCGACCGACCCUGGUUCAAAGGACCAUCCCUCAUGAGAGUGUAAUUGAUGGCAUCCUACAUCCAGAGCUUCGUGAUCGAAUGAUUCUACUGCGUGGUCGUUUUAAUCUCGUCGACUGCUUGCACGACUACCGAACAGCGGUCAUCAUCCAUGGUGACGAUGUUUUGGCUCAUGCUAACUGGGAAAUUAAAACAAGUUGGCUACAGACAUACCAAUUCUUGGUGGAUAAGCAGACUCUGAGCUUCAUCAACCGUUGGCGAAAAGAACGGGGUGAACCGGAGCUGUCUGUGACGGAAUACGCAUCUGCAGAGCCGAACCUCCCUACUUAAUUUCAAGAUACCUCGUUUUGGAUCUUCUGAUGUUUUAUAUUUGCUUUGACUCUAGUCGUCGCAUGUUAUCGUGUAUGUAUUGUAGAAUGUAUAGGUUGGCUGUUUAAGGUCAUUCAGUGUCUCCAGUAUCAUAAUGUUUGAAUAGAAAAACGUACAGCUGUGUAAUAAUGCGCAAAGAUUACCAGGACGCUUUAUGAACACCAGGCAGCUCCCCUGCGCGAGCUUUAAGUCGGAAUUGGAA